AUGGGUGUCUUCUUGCGCGGCCUCGAGGCCGCCGACGUCUUUACCUCGGGUUCGAGCCUCGUCCGCGUCAUCAUUUAUGUUCUUUUUGGCAUGAUUGGCGUCAUUGUCCUCGCAAUCCUCUACCUGCUUUGGUCCAUGUACCGCGAGAGCCUCCAAGACACGGCCAGCGCGCCGUACGUUGAGGUCACAGACGAGCACGGAGAGGCGAUGCACCAAGCCGACACGAUUUGCUCGCGCGGUGUCGGCAUUCGCUGUGACAAUGCCGAGACGCGGCCGACGCUGCGCAGCCUUCGCACCAUGGACGACACGAAAGACGCGCGACCUCGUCCAGCGACGUUGCCGCAUCCCGAGCUCCGGCACACCAUGUCCCUCCCCGUGCUGCACACCGCCACCAUAUAG
Molecule: messenger RNA, 399 nt
Organism: Saprolegnia parasitica CBS 223.65
Lineage: Eukaryota; Oomycota; Saprolegniomycetes; Saprolegniales; Saprolegniaceae
Exons: 4
Coding region: 1-399 (132 amino acids)
Source: RefSeq, a predicted model, not a curated record